AUGACCCUGGCAGCUGUUGCUGCAGUGCUGCCUCUGCUGUUGCAAGGUCCGUACCGCGUAUUGAGGGGCCGUGUUAAUAAUGUAGGGUUUCUAUCAGAUGAACGCCUAAUACCAUACUUAGAGUUAGUCGGGUUCAGAUCAGCGGCAUUGAUCUGGACUUUUGAUCUGCGACACGACUCGAUUUCCGCUUUAGUCGAGCGAUGGCGUCCGAAGACCCACACAUUUCAUUUGCCGUGCGGAGAGUGUACCGUCACUCUAGAGGAUGUUGCACUACAGCUCGGGCUUCCUAUCGACGGGAAUGCGGUCACAAGCUUAAGUUCAAUCUCUAGGCUGGCUACCUUUUGCUAUGAAUUGCUUGGACGCUCGUCAAGUGAGGGGAAAUUUACCAGUUUGAGAUUUUCAUGGAUAAAGGUUAAUUUUAAGCAUUUGCCAAGUACUGCCGAUGAAUGGGAGGUAAUGCAGGCCGUUCGAGCUUACAUUAUGCACCUUAUAGGGGGUGUACUCAUGCCGGAUGCAAAUGGCAGUAAAGUUUACUUGAUAUGGAGUACUAAUCCGGGUAUCGGGAGGACAUACACGAUUCCGAUAUACCAUCUAAUGAUUGAGAAUCAUACUGGAGAGGCGAAAUUAUGGCAGUUAUCCCCUCAUCUGCCCACGUCCACUCAAACCUAUGGUGCAGUAGCGCACCCGUUAUCAAUUUUCAGGUAG
Messenger RNA from Gossypium raimondii (Peruvian cotton), 705 nucleotides. RefSeq names its product protein MAIN-LIKE 2-like. The record is from RefSeq and is a predicted model, not a curated record. NCBI's taxonomy places the organism in Eukaryota, Viridiplantae, Streptophyta, Magnoliopsida, Malvales, Malvaceae. Gene Ontology annotation, biological process: meristem maintenance; meristem development. The transcript is spliced from 4 exons. The coding region runs from base 1 to 705 and encodes 234 amino acids.